Molecule: messenger RNA, 278 nt
Organism: Tinamus guttatus (white-throated tinamou)
Lineage: Eukaryota; Metazoa; Chordata; Aves; Tinamiformes; Tinamidae
Gene: POU3F1
Product: POU class 3 homeobox 1
Biological process (GO): brain development; regulation of transcription by RNA polymerase II
Cellular component (GO): nucleus
Molecular function (GO): RNA polymerase II cis-regulatory region sequence-specific DNA binding; DNA-binding transcription factor activity, RNA polymerase II-specific
Source: RefSeq, a predicted model, not a curated record
UGCCGCUUGGAGGCGCUGCAUCUGAGCUUCAAGAACAUGUGCAAGCUGAAGCCGCUGCUCAACAAGUGGCUGGAGGAGACGGACUCCAGCACGGGCAGCCCCACCAGCCUGGACAAGAUCGCGGCGCAAGGCCGGAAGCGCAAGAAGCGCACCUCCAUCGAGGUGGGCGUCAAGGGCGCCCUGGAGAACCACUUCCUCAAGUGCCCCAAGCCCUCGGCGCACGAGAUCACCUCCCUGGCGGACUCCCUGCAGCUGGAGAAGGAGGUGGUGCGGGUCUG